GCCAUCGCUUGACUGAUAUCAUAUUUUCAUCUGUUACCAUAUAGAGAAGAAGCGGGAAAAGAGAGGAGGGAAGGCGAAACGAGAAGAAGAGAGAGAAAAUAUUCAGACACAUAAAAUGGCGCCAGUGUUGCAGAGCUCUCAACAAUGGGUGGAAAAAUAUCGACCGAAACAAGUGAAAGACGUCGCGCACCAAGAUGAAGUCGUUCGAGUACUCACCAACACCCUCGAAACUACCAAUUGUCCUCAUAUGCUAUUUUAUGGUCCACCUGGAACCGGAAAAACUACCACGGCUCUUGCCAUUGCUCAUCAGCUUUUUGGGCCCGAGCUAUACAAGUCUAGGGUUCUAGAGUUGAAUGCAAGUGAUGACCGUGGCAUCAAUGUUGUGCGUACAAAAAUAAAAAGUUUUGCUGCUGUUGCUGUAGGUCCUGCUCAAAGACAGGGGGGCUAUCCUUGUCCACCUUACAAGAUUAUUAUUCUAGAUGAGGCAGAUUCAAUGACUGAAGAUGCUCAGAAUGCGCUGCGUCGGACAAUGGAGACUUCCUCUAAAGUUACAAGAUUCUUUUUCAUCUGCAACUAUAUUAGCAGGAUCAUAGAGCCACUGGCUUCAAGGUGUGCCAAAUUUAGAUUUAAGCCACUUCCGCAAGAGAUAAUGAAAAGUCGUAUUCUGCAUAUAUGUAGAGAAGAAAGCCUCAAUCUGGAUUCUGAGGCGCUUUCAACCUUGAGUACCAUUUCACAAGGUGAUCUUCGUCGGGCCAUUACAUACUUGCAGGGAGCUGCUCGCUUGUAUGGAUCAUCCAUAUCAUCCAAGGACUUAAUUAGUGUUUCUGGGGUCAUACCAGAGGAGGUUGUCGAGGAGUUCUUGGCUGCUUGUAAGAGUGGCAACUUUGAUUUGGCUGACAAAGAAGUGAAUAAUGUUAUUUCUGAAGGCUAUCCAGUUUCGCAGAUGAUCUCUCAGUUAUUUGAUAUUAUCGUGGAAGCUAAUGAUUUGUCAGAUGAGCAGAAGUCAAGAAUCUUCAAAAAGUUAGGUGAAGCGGAUAAGUGUCUUGUUGAUGGGGCAGACGAGUAUUUGCAGUUGCUAGAUGUUGCUGGUAACACCAUGCGUGCUCUUUGUAACAUGGCACAAGAGUUCUCUUAUUAGACCUAAUUUCUAGUUUCACUGCGUAGAGAAAACUUUCUGAGUCAUGCAAUUGAGUCACAAGAAUUGUUUUGGGAUGUCAAGAAAUGAGGUGAUAGCUUUAUAGUUCAUAUUUCUUCGUUCACUUUGCACCAAUAUAUAGUAGUAUAUUUUUGCCCAAAAGCGAUUAUUUUUUUA
This is a messenger RNA of Beta vulgaris subsp. vulgaris (sugar beet), 1312 nucleotides long. RefSeq names its product replication factor C subunit 2. NCBI's taxonomy places the organism in Eukaryota, Viridiplantae, Streptophyta, Magnoliopsida, Caryophyllales, Amaranthaceae. Bases 116 to 1138 code for a protein of 340 amino acids. Gene Ontology annotation, cellular component: nucleus; DNA replication factor C complex. The record is from RefSeq and is a predicted model, not a curated record. Gene Ontology annotation, molecular function: ATP binding; ATP hydrolysis activity; DNA clamp loader activity. The transcript has 12 exons. Gene Ontology annotation, biological process: DNA repair; DNA-templated DNA replication.